Fomitiporia mediterranea MF3/22 is the source of this 849-nucleotide messenger RNA. RefSeq names its product ribosomal protein L1. Gene Ontology annotation, biological process: translation. The record is from RefSeq and is a predicted model, not a curated record. The transcript is spliced from 5 exons. Gene Ontology annotation, molecular function: RNA binding; structural constituent of ribosome. The coding region runs from base 1 to 849 and encodes 282 amino acids. Lineage: Eukaryota; Fungi; Basidiomycota; Agaricomycetes; Hymenochaetales; Hymenochaetaceae. Gene Ontology annotation, cellular component: large ribosomal subunit.
AUGCCGGGUGCCAGUGCACUCGCUAGGCAUUUCACCUCUUCAAGGCCAACAUACCUUCGCAAAGACAAGCCUCGACCGGCUCCGACGAAGGCUAAACUAGCUGCAAGGGAAAGAAAGAAAGCUCUCAAGUCUCGGAAAAACAUUUAUGAGAACGAGAAAAUGCCGCUCGCAGAUGCUGUUAAUAUUUUACGGGCCGUCGAAGUUGCCAGACCAAACUCAACCUUUGAGCUCGUCGUAAAGACCGCAAUGAAGCGCGGCUCCGCUAUUCCGAAGGGGAGAAUAAAUCUUCCGCGAGAGGUCAAGGCAAGGACAAGGGAUCGCGUGUUCGUAUUUGCUGAAGGACGUCAGGCAGACGAAGCAAAACGAGCAGGCGCCGACUUCGUUGGGGGGACGGAGCUUGUUGAAGGGGUAAGGGUUUCCUAUCACAUAGGUUAUUCUGUGGCAAACGGACGUUAUCCAGCGACCUUGUUCCUCUGUACACCGUCACUCAUCCGCGCAAUCACCCCGAAGCUUGGUCGGGUUUUGGGCCCAAGGGGAUUGAUGCCAUCAGAACGCCGAGGGACUGUGACCGAGGACGUUGUGGGUUACCUACGACGAAUCUCGGGUUCGAGCGAGUGGAGGGGUGACAAAGCAGGUACCAUUCGUGGAGCCAUAGCUAAGAUGGACUUCCCGAUCGAAGACGUUGUACGAAAUGCACGUCAUUUUCUCAGCGUCGUAAAAGCGUCAACGGGAAACACCGUUGACGCAGCCACCCGUCAGUCAAAGGCUGGUCCCAAGCCCGUAAAUGCAAUUACGCGUGUAGUACUGAGUUCGACACAGGGCCCCGGAAUACAAAUUUCCGAUGCUUAA